AUGCUCUUCAACAAGUCCAUCUUUGCCGUUGCUAUUGUGGCUUUGGCUAAUGUCGUGACUGCCGUGCAGACCCCGGCCUGUGUUCUCAAGGUCAUCGGCAACCAACCCAACCCGGCCGAUUCGAAGGCUAUUUGCGGCUCGAACGCCAGCAAGGUCCAGUCCGAUAUCUCCAAGAACUGUGCCGAUAGCGAGGCCUCCCUGAAGUUCUUCGCCAACAACUGCGGCCAGCUCGGUCACAAAGUUGAGACUGAUUUUUCCACCGCUACCCGCACUUCUGAGACCUCUACCGCCACCGGCUUCGUCACCGCUGUCUCUGGCACUGCCACUCAGACUGGUCCCUCUGUCGUCGCGACUGGCACUGGCUCCAGCGCUGCCGCCGGUACCUCGGGAAUCAGCACUGGCACCGCCUCCGAGUCUGGUGCCGCCGCAUCCCCUACUUCUACCUUCAACGCCGCUUCGUCCGAUCGCCAGUUCUCAACCACCUUUGUUGCCGCGGUGUUCCUCGGCGCUGCUGCUUUGCUGUAA
This is a messenger RNA of Penicillium egyptiacum, 525 nucleotides long. The record is from the annotation of a GenBank genome assembly. Lineage: Eukaryota; Fungi; Ascomycota; Eurotiomycetes; Eurotiales; Aspergillaceae.